UCGCACUGAGCGGAAGCGCAGCGGCUCCAGCUGUUAUUGUUGACAGACGGAGCUUCGUGGGGAAAAUGGCGGUGUCCCGUCGAUCCUCACAGCACCAACAAAGCAGCUUGCAGCCUUCUCCGCGGAACGCUGUGAUCGCAUCCCCCCCACCCGAAUCGCCGUCCGCGAUUAUUCCCGAAUCGACGAGUUUAUUGAGCCCUUCGGCCACUGGCGCAGCGGAAUGCGGCGGAGCGACGAUGGAGUCCGCAGCGGCCUCCUCCUCCUCCGCCUCUCCUCCAGACCGGCCCGCCUCAGCAGCAGCGGCUGCCGCAGCCUCGUCAGCCCUCGUUAGCUCCAGCUGCAGCAGCAUUAGCUCCAGCGCGACCGCAGGCAGCCAGAGCCCCGGCUCAGGAGCGGACAGUCCCGGGGACGGAGUGUGCGGGGCCGGCGGGGCGUUCAGAGAGCUAUUCGAGGCCUGUCGGAACGGAGAUGUGUCGCGGGUGAAGAGGCUGGUAGACUCGGUGAAUGUGAACGCCAAAGACAUGGCCGGACGAAAAUCAACCCCUCUGCAUUUCGCUGCAGGCUUUGGCAGAAAGGACGUGGUGGAGCAUCUCCUGCAGACCGGAGCAAACGUCCAUUCCCGUGACGACGGCGGUCUGAUCCCGCUUCAUAACGCCUGCUCGUUCGGGCACGCGGAGGUGGUCAGUCUGCUGCUGUGUAGCGGCGCUGACCCCAACGCACGAGACAACUGGAACUACACACCUCUGCACGAGGCCGCCAUCAAGGGCAAAAUAGACGUGUGCAUUGUGUUGCUCCAGCACGGCGCUGAUCCGAAUAUCAGAAACACUGACGGCAAAUCAGCUCUGGACCUGGCAGACCCUUCUGCUAAGACCGUCCUCACCGGUGAAUAUAAGAAGGAUGAACUGUUGGAGGCAGCGAGGAGCGGAAAUGAGGAAAAGUUGAUGGCACUUUUGACCCCACUUAAUGUUAACUGUCAUGCCAGCGAUGGACGCAAGUCAACAUCUCAAAAAAUGCUGUCCACUCCUCUUCACCUUGCCGCUGGGUAUAAUCGUGUGCGUAUAGUGCAGCUGCUGCUGCAGUACGGUGCUGAUGUCCAUGCCAAAGAUAAAGGUGGUCUAGUUCCUCUGCAUAAUGCCUGCUCUUAUGGUCACUACGAGGUCACAGAGCUUCUGUUGAAGCACGGGGCGUGCGUUAACGCCAUGGACCUGUGGCAGUUCACACCGCUGCACGAGGCGGCCAGUAAGAAUCGAGUGGAGGUGUGUUCACUGCUGCUGAGUCACGGCGCUGAUCCCACACUGCUCAACUGCCACGGCAAGAGCGCGGUGGAUGUGGCGCCCACACCUGAACUUAAAGAGCGACUCACCUAUGAGUUCAAAGGGCACACGCUUUUGCAGGCGUCCCGUGAGGCGGACAUGGCAAAAGUCAAGAAAACCGCUCAAGAGAUCAUCAGCUUCAAACACCCUCACUCGCACGACUCUGCUCUGCACUGCGCCGUAGCCUCUCCUCAUCCCAAACGCAAACAGGUCACAGAGCUGCUGCUGCGGAAAGGCGCCAACAUUCACGAGAAGAACAAAGAUUUUAUGACUCCGUUCCAUGUAGCGUCUGAACGAGGUCAUAAUGACGUGCUUGAAGUCCUUCAGAAACACGGAGCAAAGGUGAAUGCUGUGGACACACUGGGACAGACAGCCUUGCACAGGGCGGCCCUCGCCGGUCACAUCCAGACUUGCAGACUAUUGCUAAGUUACGGUGCUGACCCAUCAAUCAUUUCACUGCAGGGCUUCACUGCGUCACAGAUGGGCAAUGAAGCCAUACAGCAAAUACUCAAUGAGAACAUUCCUCCUCGUAAUUCAGACGUGGAUUACCGCUUUCUCGAGUCUGCUAAAGCCGGAGACCUUGACACAGUCAAGCAACUGUGCUCCCCUCAGAACGUGAACUGUCGUGAUCUGGAGGGCCGUCACUCCACCCCGCUGCAUUUUGCUGCAGGGUACAACCGUGUGGCCGUCGUGGAAUACCUGUUGCAUCAUGGGGCCGACGUGCACGCUAAAGAUAAAGGUGGUCUGGUUCCUUUGCACAACGCGUGUUCAUACGGUCACUACGAGGUGACAGAGUUGCUGGUGAGACAUGGAGCGUCUGUGAACGUGGCGGACCUUUGGAAGUUCACACCACUACAUGAGGCUGCAGCCAAGGGCAAAUAUGAGAUCUGCAAACUACUGCUCAAGCACGGCGCAGACCCGUCUAAGAAGAACCGUGAUGGCAACACUGCUCUGGACAUGGUGAAAGACGGAGACACAGACAUCCAGGACCUUCUGCGUGGAGAUGCCGCCCUGCUGGAUGCCGCCAAGAAGGGCUGUUUGGCCCGCGUGCAGAAACUCUGCAGCCCUGAGAAUAUCAACUGCAGAGACACACAGGGCAGGAACUCCACUCCACUACACCUUGCAGCUGGUUACAAUAACCUGGAGGUGGCCGAGUAUCUCCUGGAGCACGGAGCAGAUGUGAACGCUCAGGAUAAAGGAGGACUGAUCCCUCUGCAUAACGCUGCUUCAUAUGGGCAUGUGGAUAUCGCCGCCCUCCUGAUCAAGUUUAACACAUGCGUGAAUGCGACAGAUAAGUGGGCGUUCACACCGCUGCAUGAAGCUGCGCAGAAGGGCCGCACACAGCUGUGUGCACUGCUGCUGGCACACGGUGCUGACCCCACCAUGAAGAACCAGGAGGGACAGACGGCUCUGGACCUGGCCACGGCUGAUGACAUCCGUGCGCUGCUGAUGGACGCGAUGCCCCCUGAUGCCCUGCCCAGCUGUUUCAAACCGCAGGCCACCGUGCUCAGUGCCGCUCUCAUAUCACCCGCCUCCACACCCUCCUGCCUCUCCGCAGCCUCCAGCAUCGAUAACCUGGCAGGGCCCCUCUGCGACGGGGCCAGUGGAGGGGCUACGGGACCCGCUGAUGGGGCCUCCGGAACUGAGCGCAAGGAAGGAGAUGCUGUCCUGGAUAUGAACAUUUCACAAUUCCUGAAGAGUCUGGGGCUUGAACAUUUGAGGGACAUCUUCGAGAGAGAACAGAUCACUCUGGACGUCUUGGCCGAUAUGGGUCACGAGGAACUCAAGGAGAUCGGCAUCAAUGCUUACGGACACCGUCACAAACUCAUCAAAGGCAUCGAGAGGCUGCUGGGAGGACAGCAAGGUGCCAACCCAUACCUGACGUUCCACUGCACCAAUCAGGGCACAGUUUUGAUCGACCUGGCUGUGGAUGAUAAAGAGUUUCAGUCUGUUGAGGAAGAGAUGCAAAGCACAAUUCGAGAGCACAGGGACGGAGGAAACGCAGGUGGCGUUUUCAGUCGAUACAAUAUUCUCAAGAUCCAGAAGGUGGUGAAUAAGAAACUGAGAGAGCGAUACACACACAGGCAGAAAGAGAUCGGAGAUGAGAAUCACAACCACCACAAUGAACGAAUGCUGUUUCAUGGAUCUCCAUUCAUAAAUGCCAUCAUCCAUAAAGGAUUUGAUGAGCGUCAUGCAUAUAUCGGUGGCAUGUUUGGAGCUGGCAUAUAUUUUGCAGAGAACUCCUCUAAGAGUAACCAGUAUGUCUAUGGCAUCGGAGGCGGCACUGGCUGCCCCACUCACAAAGACCGGUCCUGUUACCUGUGCCACAGGCAAAUGUUGUUCUGCCGUGUGACACUGGGAAAGUCCUUCCUGCAGUUCAGCGCCAUGAAGAUGGCCCACGCUCCCCCUGGACAUCAUUCUGUGAUCGGCCGUCCCAGUGUCAACGGCCUGGCCUACGCCGAGUACGUGAUCUACCGCGGAGAACAGGCCUACCCAGAGUAUCUCAUCAACUAUCAGAUAGUGAAGCCGGAAAGCACGCCUCAGUCCUCCACAGAAGCAGAGCAGAAAUCAUAGUCAGACACUGCGUUUCUACACUCACUCACUCACUCACUCAUUCGCUCACUCACUCAUUGUUUCUCACUCUCUUGUUGCACAAUGGAAAUGUGAACUUUCCCAUGUACCCACGUCUUGGAAUUCCCAUGUAUGAAUUAUGAAUUUGCACUUUUAAAAACAAGUUACUUAAGUUAUUUGAAAAUAGUUGCAAUUGUGAAGUCUAAUGUACAGGUAGUAUAAAGAAAACAUGUAAAACUGACUGUGUUUAAUGAUGCUAUUUGAGUUGUAUUUUAAUGGAACUUUUUUGUUUUGUUUUGAGUCUGUUAAUUUCUUUUAAAUAAAUCUCAUC
Sinocyclocheilus rhinocerous is the source of this 4215-nucleotide messenger RNA. It is a transcript of the gene tnksb, whose product is annotated as tankyrase, TRF1-interacting ankyrin-related ADP-ribose polymerase b. The transcript has 29 exons. The record is from RefSeq and is a predicted model, not a curated record. Lineage: Eukaryota; Metazoa; Chordata; Actinopteri; Cypriniformes; Cyprinidae. Gene Ontology annotation, molecular function: NAD+ poly-ADP-ribosyltransferase activity; protein binding. The coding region runs from base 66 to 3887 and encodes 1273 amino acids.